Messenger RNA from Daldinia caldariorum, 2603 nucleotides. RefSeq lists its product as uncharacterized. NCBI's taxonomy places the organism in Eukaryota, Fungi, Ascomycota, Sordariomycetes, Xylariales, Hypoxylaceae. The coding region runs from base 431 to 2410 and encodes 659 amino acids. The transcript is spliced from 3 exons. The record is from RefSeq and is a predicted model, not a curated record.
GAUAUUAGAGCGUAUUAGAGGGGGAAAUCUCCCAACAAUAACUUUUUUACCAAACCUUUGCAUACUCCUUUUUUUUUAUUCCUCAAUUUUUUUAAAGCUCUCUUUUCUAAUUCUGAUUCUUACUUUCAUUUCCUAGAGGAACUCCAGGAGAGCAUCUAGUAAGCAAAGAACAACAACAUCCGAUUUCCUAAGCUUGGGGAACCAUCUGAAUUUCAUGGGCUGUUUCCAACAAUACCGCUUCUCCAGAAAAAUAAAUAAGCCAAGAUCCAUAAUUUGUGUGAAGCUAUCGCAUCCUAGUUGGCGAUCCGACACGUCUAAAGCGUCAGUGAUACACAGAAGUGGCAGCAAAGGAGAAAAAAAAAAGGAAUAUUGGUAAAAGUGGCAAAAUUGGUAUCCGAGGGAGGUUCGGUGGUAGCUUUGGCAGUUCACCAUGUUUGACCGUCUACGAAGUUCCUCAAAGGAUCAGGGCGCGCCGUCCUUGGACAGGAAGAAGCUCGAAGCCUGGCAGAAAUCCCGUUCACGCAGCAUAAAGGGAGGCGACUCGUAUUACUCAUAUUCUAUUAGAGGAGGAGCUCCUCCUCCCCCGAGACCACCGAUAGAGCCUGUCUAUCCUACCGAACAUCAGCAGAAUCAGCAAAACCUCCAACCAGCACCCCCCGUACAAGCGCCGAACCAACAUCGCAAUUCGAGCUACCUACGACCUGUAUCGUCAAUCUACUCCCAGCCUUCGCCAGCUGCUGCUACCUUUGCCGCGCAACAGCUGAGAGUCGAGGUCCCGACUUAUAAUCCAACUAAUAAUACGACUCACGAUCCGAACGAGGUUUCCCCACCGAGUUCCCCUGAUGUGUUUUCGCCCCAGGACGAGCCCAAUCCAGGCGAUGUCUCUCCUAUCGACGAUACCCCAGACAUGUCUCAACUCGCCAUAGACCCUCGUGGUCAACCAAUCAAUGAAGCUCGCACCAAAAUUCCAGCCGCCCGUCGCGAGCGUCGGAAGAAUUCGGAUGCUGCUAUGAAUGCUCUUCGAGAGGCCAAGUCUCGCGAGAGGCUGAAGCAGCAGCAACGGCCAUAUGGUCAAGAUGUACGGUGGAACCCGAGGACAGGAGAACCUACUACGGAUUCGAAGGGUACACCAUCACAGACGAACCCGCAACAGUACGCCCAGGGUCUUGCUGGUCGCCCAGGCUCGGUAUCUCCUACGCCGGUUAAGCCAGCUAACCAAGGCCCCAUUUCCUUCCGUGACCAGUUGCGUCGAGUACAACAGCCUAACUCUAGUACACAACCUGAGCCAACUCCGAGACCAGCAUGGCGAGGUGCUAGUGGACGAACAACACUGGUUGCACCUGUUAACGACACGAAAGACGUGGCCCCUUUAAAGAUCCCUCGCAGAAGUAGUAAACGGGCUGCUCGUGACACUGGUGGCCUAUCCCGUAUUGAUUCUGUCGAUUCUGAACUUACUCCCCAGCCACAAUCACCGAACAUUCAAGUCACAAAUCCUAGCGCUGAUCUGCAUACGUAUCCGAGCCCACCUCUCUCAGACGAUAAUACGGCCGGAAAUCAUCGCCAGCAAUCUCUACAAGUCCCGUCUAACAACAAAGCAGUUCGUAGGAAGCCGACGGGAACCCCUAGCCACCAGCACCACCCGUCAACCUCCUCAUCCGUAUACUCCCAGCCGGAAAUACCCCCUGCCCAAGCACCACCUCCUGACACAUCCUUAGAAGGUUGGACGCAACCCCCAUCUCGCUUCAGCGUCACCACACAUGCUACGUCAGACCAAUCAACUCAUGGAGAGAGUAUAGAAGAGGGCACGCCGGCGGUACCUACUCCUCAAGAGCCCUCGAUUCUUGCCCGCAAACGCCCGGUAGUUUCAGGCUACGAAAACUCCCCGCGAAGUAGCCCCGUCGAACCCGUUAAGAUUAGCCUAGAUUCAUACUAUAUGACAGGAGCUGGAGGAAAUGGCAAAGACACCAGCACCACCGGCAAAACCAAUGUCAAGAAAAAGGCGACGAAUAACGUUGGCCUCCAGGAUAAUAGCUCGAAGCUCACCAUCAUAUCCGUAGCAGAUAAGUCCCUCCCCCCAGCUCCACCCGAGACGCAGUCGUUAGAAGCUCGGGAUCGUGUGGCCCAGCUAGACGCGCGGCUAAGGGCGCUGGGUAACCGUCGCAUCAACCUAAAUACGGCGAUCAAGCAGAUGACGGAGCUGAUGCCGACAGACCACAUCCUGGCGAGCGACGCGGUGGUACGACGACGCGAGGAGGAGAAACGUAAAGUAGAGGCGUUGCGACUCGAGCUGGCUGAUGUUGAGCGCGAGAGCUACGAACUGGGACUGAAAUUGCACCGCGCUUAUAAGAGACUGGAUCGCGACGCGGAGUAUGAGCCGACUACGUUGUGGGUGAGGAGAGUUACGGGAUAGGAUAGAGGGAGUAGGAAGAAGAGACGGGAAACUAAAGGGACAAGAGCUAUUGGCAGGGUGUAAGGGGAAUGGCGCUGGUAGCGAGCGACAUUUUCCACCUAUCGUGUGAGAGAGAAGCAUCGGAUUGCUCAUAUCUUCUAAUACGACACUCCAUGAUCGAUGCGGAACCAAGUUGUUGGCCCAUUUUCCCGCC